Messenger RNA from Propithecus coquereli (Coquerel's sifaka), 3570 nucleotides. It is a transcript of the gene RASA3, whose product is annotated as RAS p21 protein activator 3. Bases 39 to 2438 code for a protein of 799 amino acids. Lineage: Eukaryota; Metazoa; Chordata; Mammalia; Primates; Indriidae. Gene Ontology annotation, biological process: intracellular signal transduction; negative regulation of Ras protein signal transduction; regulation of GTPase activity. The transcript has 23 exons. Gene Ontology annotation, molecular function: GTPase activator activity. The record is from RefSeq and is a predicted model, not a curated record.
AAGCCAAAAAUCUUCCCUCCUACCCGGGGCCAAACAAGAUGAGGGACUGUUACUGCACCGUGAACCUAGACCAGGAGGAGGUUUUCAGGACCAAAAUCGUGGAAAAGUCGCUCUGCCCCUUCUACGGAGAAGACUUUUACUGUGAGAUUCCUCGGAGUUUCCGUCACCUGUCGUUCUACAUUUUUGAUAGAGACGUUUUCCGGAGGGAUUCCAUCAUAGGGAAGGUGGCCAUCCGGAAGGAGGACCUGCAGAAGUACCACAACAGGGACACCUGGUUCCAGCUGCAGCACGUGGACGCCGACUCGGAAGUGCAGGGCCAGGUCCACCUGGAGCUGAGGCUGAGCGAGGUCAUCACGGACACGGGCGUCGUCUGCCACAAGCUGGCCACGCGCGUCGUCGAGUGCCAAGGCCUCCCCAUCGUGAACGGGCAGUGUGACCCCUACGCCACGGUGACGCUGGCGGGACCACUCAGGUCGGAAGCAAAGAAGACAAAAGUGAAAAAGAAGACCAACAACCCCCAGUUUGACGAGGUGUUCUACUUUGAGGUGACCAGACCCUGCAGCUACAGCAAAAGGUCCCACUUUGACUUCGAGGAGGAGGACGUGGACAGACUCGAAAUCAGAGUCGAUCUCUGGAAUGCCAGUAACCUGAAGUUCGGAGACGAGUUCCUGGGAGAACUGCGGAUUCCGCUGAAGGUGUUGCGUCAGUCCGGCUCCCACAAGGCGUGGUACUUUCUUCAGCCCCGGGACAACGGCAGUAAGAGCCCGAAGCCGGACGAUCUGGGGUCCCUGCGGCUGAACGUGGUGUACACCGAGGACCACGUGUUCUCCUCCGACUACUAUAGCCCCCGCGCUGACCGCCCGCCCCGCCCCCAGCCCGUGUCUGCGUCGGCGGCGCACAUCCUGGGCGAGGUGUGCCGGGAGAAGCAGGAGGCGGCCGUCCCGCUGGCGCGACUCCUGCUGCACGCGGGACGGGUGGUGGCCUUCGUCAGCGCCAUCGCGGGCGCCGAGGUGCAGAGGACGCAGGACCCCAACACCAUUUUCCGAGGCAACUCGCUGACGUCCAAGUGCAUCGACGAGACGAUGAAGCUGGCGGGCAUGCACUACCUGCACGUGACGCUGGGGCCCGCCAUCGGGGAGAUAUGCCAGGGCCACAAGUCUUGUGAGAUCGACCCCGUGAAGUUAAAAGACGGAGAAAACCUCGAGAACAACAUGGAGAACCUGCGGCAGUACGUGGACCACGUCUUCCACGCCAUCACCACGUCCGGGGUGAGCUGCCCGACGGUCAUGUGCGACAUCUUCUUCUCCCUCCGAGAGGCGGCCGCCAAGCGCUUCCAAGAUGACCCGGACGUGAGGUACACCGCCGUGAGCAGCUUCAUCUUCCUGCGGUUCUUCGCCCCGGCCAUCCUCUCCCCCAACCUCUUCCAGCUCACACCUCACCACACGGACCCGCAGACGUCCAGGACGCUGACCCUCGUCUCCAAGACCAUCCAGACGCUCGGCAGCUUGUCCAAGUCCAAGUCCGCCAGUUUCAAGGAGUCGUACAUGGCCACGUUCUACGAGUUCUUCAACGAGCAGAAAUACGCGGAUGCCGUGAAAAACUUCCUGGACCUGAUCUCGUCCUCGGGGAGAAGAGACCCCAAGAGCGUAGAGCAGCCCAUCCUGCUCAAGGAAGGGUUCAUGAUUAAGAGGGCGCAAGGGAGAAAGCGCUUUGGGAUGAAGAAUUUUAAGAAGAGAUGGUUCCGCCUGACGAACCACGAAUUCACCUACCAGAAAAGCAAAGGAGACCCGCCGCUGUGCAGCAUCCCCAUCGAGAACAUCCUGGCGGUGGAGAGGCUGGAGGAGGAGUCCUUCAAGAUGAAAAACAUGUUCCAGGUGGUCCAGCCCGAGCGCGCGCUGUACAUCCAGGCCAACAACUGCGUGGAGGCCAAGGACUGGACCGACAUCCUCACCAAAGUCAGCCAGUGCAACCAGAAGCGCCUCAGCGUCUUCCACCCGUCCGCCUACCUCAACGGCCACUGGCUGUGCUGCCGGGCGUCCUCGGACACGGCCGCGGGCUGCACGCCCUGCACGGGGGGCCUCCCGGCCAACAUCCAGCUGGACAUCGACGGGGACCGUGAGACGGAGCGGAUCUACUCCCUGUUCCACACGUACAUGGCCAGGCUGGAGAAGAUGCAGGAGGCCUGCGGGAGCAAGUCCGUGUACGACGGCCCCGAGCAGGAGGAGUACUCCACAUUCAUCAUCGACGACCCCCAGGAGACGUACAAGACGCUGAAGCAGGUCAUCGCCGGGGUAGGCGCCCUGGAGCAGGAGCACGCCCAGUACAGGAGGGACAAGUUCAAGAAGACGAGAUACGGAAGCCAGGAGCACCCCAUCGGGGACAAGAGCUUCCAGAGCUACGUCAGGCAGCAGUCGGAGACCUCCACGCAUUCCAUUUGAAGUUCGCGCCACGUGGGGAGGAGCGGGGCCUCCCUCCCUGGGACCAGCACGGCCGCCGCACUGCCGUGCCCAUGUCGCCGAGCCGCGUCGCUUCCCCGAGAAGCCGCCCGUUGCCUCCUGUCGUGGGAGAGCUCGGACUCGCCCCCACUGGCCUUCCUGGGAGGUGCUGUCGCUGGUUUUUAUCCUGCUGACCCAGGGGUCGGCCAGACGACGGAGCCGUGGGCGUCGACAGCCACAGCUCAGGCAUCCACGGGAGCCCAUGCCACGCCUCUGCUGUAGAACAUGUGCUUCCAUCACGUGCACCGUGCCCGCCGUCCGCAGUUCUGCACGGGGCUCCCUGUCCCGCCAACGUGCUGCCGCACCACGCCCCGGACGCAGCUUUGUUCCUGGCUGAAGGGUCCGCUUUGCGCUGGACACGCAGAGCUGCACGGAAAUCCCGCCCGACGGUGCCUGGGAGUGGGGUCCCCGCCGCAUAGGGUCCGCGAGGGAAGGGCGUGGGCCCCACGCCCACCUGGGUAUCCCACACCGCGGCUCAAGCACACACCGUUUUGAUGGGGUUUAAAGCAUCCACACGUUUUUCAAGCUGUUUUUCUUAAUGUUUUUAAAGGACCACUUUGAACUCACUCUCAGAUAGAAAGUAACUUACGGUGUCAAAGCUGCACCUGCCGUGGAGAGGCGGCCGCAGGCAGGCGGGCAGCCCGCGAGUCUCAGGAAACCAAGGUCCUCAAAGGAACGUCCAAGCGGGGAGGACUCCUGCGCGUGUCCCGCCUGCAUCUCUGUGGACCUAAGAGGCCGCCUUCCCCGGGGUGGAGGGGACCCUGGAACGGCCGGGCCGUGGUCUCCCACGCUCCCUCCCGCGCACUGCGUCCUCGCGGGGCCGCAGACGGGCGCUGGCAAGCACGCGAGUCGUCCACGUCGCGUCCAUGUUCCCGUUUCUCCCCGUCCCAGUUGGGAAACGUCGUUCAGGCUCAGCCCGGACGGCAGGUGGUGACGUUACCCGUCACCAAAGUAGCGGAGGGACAUGUGAAAGUCAAGGUGGGGACACAGCUGUCAGGCCGCGCCGCAGCGUUCAAUGUGGGCUCGUAACCUCACGUCUGUGUAUGAAGUACUAACGUUUUGCAACGUAUUUUAC